Rhodotorula toruloides NP11 is the source of this 1263-nucleotide messenger RNA. Its product is annotated as phosphotyrosyl phosphatase activator. Gene Ontology annotation, biological process: mitotic spindle organization. The transcript has 3 exons. NCBI's taxonomy places the organism in Eukaryota, Fungi, Basidiomycota, Microbotryomycetes, Sporidiobolales, Sporidiobolaceae. Gene Ontology annotation, molecular function: protein tyrosine phosphatase activator activity; peptidyl-prolyl cis-trans isomerase activity. Gene Ontology annotation, cellular component: protein phosphatase type 2A complex; cytoplasm; nucleus. The record is from RefSeq and is a predicted model, not a curated record. Bases 1 to 1263 code for a protein of 420 amino acids.
AUGACCGCACUGCCCGAGCUGCUCGUCCCGCCAACUCCUCACGGGCGCUCUCCCCGCCCGACUCGCAAGAUCUAUGCUGAGGAAGACAUGCCGCACUGGCUCGCCAGCGAGGCUUACGCCAACGUCGAGGCAUUCAUCGCGAGGUUGAGGGCCGCAAGCUCGCACGAGGCGCCGCACUCGCAGAGCCAGAACGCCGGACUCGUCCUCGACUUGCUCAAACAGCUCUCUGCGUCCCUCACAGCCGAGCAGAACGGCAGCGGGGUCGAGCGAGAGUCGAACCUUGGCUUCCAGCGCUGGCUCGACCGCGCAGAAGAGACUGCCAACCUCGUCCACGCCGACCUCGUCGACUCGUCGCUCUCGUCCGCCCUCCCCGAGCUUCGCUUCCAGUUCCGCUCGUCGUUCGGAUCUCCACAACGCCUCGAUUACGGAACCGGCCACGAGCUGUCCUUCCUCGCCUACCUCCUCAUUCUCCGCCUCUCGGGCGUCAUCAGCGCCGAGGACGAGCCCGCCAUCGCCAAGCUCGUUUUCCCCGCCUACUUUGACCUCAUGAAGCAGGUCGUCAAGGCGUUCAGGCUGCGCGAGGCGGCCAAGAUGGGAAUCUGGGGAGUCGAGAACGGUCACCUCGUCUACGAAUGGGGCGCGUCGCAGAAGCGCAUCCACCCCUCGAAGCGCCCCGUCUCGCUCCUCUCGACUCCCUCGCUCAGCCCGCAACAUAUUUCCUACCUCUUCCUCACGACCCUUCUCCACAUCAACGCCGGCUCGACCUCCCCCGCCACGUCGAACGGCGACGAGCCCGACGGCCUCUGGCGCCUCUACCGCGCCGAAGUCCUCCACCGCCUCCCCGUCAUCCAGCACCUUCACUUCGGACCUUUCUUCCGCUGGAUCCGUGCGGGAACCGCCGAGGUCCUCCCGAGCUCGGGCGACGGGCUCGACGACGAGGAGAAGAAGCAGUUGGACGAGAUGCUCAAUCAGCGCGUCACGAGCGAGGGAACCGUCGCGCCUUGGGCACUCCCCUCCCUCUCGGGUGAGAAGACCCCCUCCGAGAUCCUCGGACGCCUCCCGUCGCCCGCUCGUACGCCGCCGCGCUCUGCCUCGCCCGAAGAACAGCGGCGCGACUCCCCGCCUUCGCCAAGCUCGAGGACCAGCCCGAUCCCGAGACCGUAUAGCGAGUCGCCGGGUGGCGCGGCGCUCGGGAGGAGGAGGAUGUCGAGGUUGAGCAUCAGCGAGUCGUUGGAUGAGGACGAGAGGGAUGAGAGGGAGUAG